CAGGUCAUAGCCCAGAUACGGACAGUCGGCGUAGCGCGCGACACGGCAACAGCUGACCGCGCAGACCACCCAGCGGCCGCGGCGUCACGAAGACAGCAGCCGCGCCAUGGUUGACUACAACGGCUCCUACACGCUGGUGUCGUCCGACAACUUCGACGAGUUCCUCAAGGCCAUGGGCGCCAGCGCGGUGAUGCGAACGGCGGCGCAGGUGGGCAAGCCGACCAUCCACGUGUCGGUCAGCGGCGACCACUGGAAGCUGCGCCAGACCACCAAGCUGAGCUCCACCAGCAUGGAGUUUGACGUGGGCGUGCCGCGCCACCUCAGCGCGCCCGGCGGCGCGUCCGUGACCAGCGUCAUCACCAAGGAGCGCGACCGGCUGAUCGAAAAGCGCACCGGUGCCGACAAGAACCCGGAGACGGUGCGCGAGUUCACCAGCUCCCAGCUCAAGGUCACGCUCAAAGUGGACGAUGUCGUGUGCGUGCGCGUGUUCCAGAAACAGUGACCGGUGUCCGGCUGCAUGGAUCCGCGCCCAGGCUGAGAAUGAAACCAGGCUCAUCCUGCCAAAGACUU
This is a messenger RNA of Pollicipes pollicipes, 570 nucleotides long. Its product is annotated as sodium/calcium exchanger regulatory protein 1-like. The coding region runs from base 107 to 502 and encodes 131 amino acids. The transcript has a single exon. The record is from RefSeq and is a predicted model, not a curated record. Gene Ontology annotation, molecular function: lipid binding. NCBI's taxonomy places the organism in Eukaryota, Metazoa, Arthropoda, Thecostraca, Pollicipedomorpha, Pollicipedidae.